CAAUACGGAAGAAUGCAAGGAAGUAAAAUAGUGCAUCGUUACGUUGAAGCGUAGAGAUGUUUUAAGAGAACAGCAAAGAAAUUAUACCGCUUCCAUUAAUUACCAGAAUGUCAUCCAGUGAGAGCGAGGAGACCAAUGAAGCAGGGCCUCCCCAAAAAGAAACCGAGACAAAUGGCAGAAGAGAACGCAGUUCUAACAAGAAUCAUCACAAUGGCAUCACAGAAGGUCCCCCUGAGCCCAGUGACAACACCACAGCUAAUAACCUCGCUCUGCUUAAAGCCCACUCCAUGGAUGUGAAGUUUGAAGUUGGGGACGAGUAUGACAUUAUUGAGACCAUAGGCACAGGUGCUUAUGGUGUGGUUUCUUCUGCCCGGAGACGAGACAAUGGCCAGCAGGUAGCAAUAAAGAAGAUCCCUAAUGCCUUUGAGGUUGUGACAAAUGCCAAACGCACACUUAGAGAGUUGAAGAUUUUGAAGCACUUCAAACAUGACAACAUCAUUGCUAUUAAAGAUAUUCUACAGCCUGUGAUCCCUCACUCUGCUUUCAAAUCAGUUUAUGUGGUUCUGGAUCUCAUGGAGAGUGACCUGCAUCAGAUUAUUCACUCCCGCCAACCCUUGACCCCAGAACACACGCGCUACUUCCUUUAUCAGCUGUUAAGGGGACUGAAAUACAUUCAUUCAGCUAAUGUAAUUCACCGUGAUCUCAAGCCAUCUAACCUACUGGUCAAUGAAAACUGCGAGCUGAAGAUUGGUGACUUCGGCAUGGCUCGUGGAUUAAGUGCAGCCCACUCAGACGAGUCGCGCUCCUUUAUGACAGAGUAUGUGGCCACCCGCUGGUACCGUGCCCCUGAACUCAUGCUGUCGCUCCACCACUACAGUCUGGCCAUCGACCUUUGGUCUGUAGGCUGCAUUUUUGGCGAGAUGCUUGGCAGAAGGCAGAUGUUUCCAGGGAAAAACUAUGUUCAUCAACUGCAAUUGAUUCUUUCUGUUUUGGGAACACCGCCAGAGAGUAUAAUAGGGACGAUAAGAUCUGAGCGGGUACGCUCAUACGUGCGGAACCUCCCUUCGAAAGCACCAGAACCCUUUUCUGUGUUGUACCCGCAAACUGAGCCUGCUGCAUUAGACUUGUUGGGUGCCAUGCUUCGCUUUGACCCUCGUGAGAGGAUCAGCACGCGUCAGGCCCUAGAGCACCCCUACCUUACCAAGUACCAUGACCCUGAUGAUGAGCCAGUGUGUGUGCCUGCUUUCGAUUUUGAGUUUGACCGACAGACUAUGGGCAAAGAACAAAUUAAAGAGGCUAUACUUGCAGAAAUCCAGGACUUUCACAAAAAAAAGCAAGUAGUCAGGAAGACCAUCCAAUUUAAGCCAUUGCAAAAUUCUGCUCCUGCAGUGGGUGGCAUUUCCAAUAACAAUAAAGAGUCACAGCAUCUGACAGAUACAGCACACACUCAACUCAACUCCAUUCCCAACUACAAGCCAAAGGACACUACACAAAUUCUAAUUAAUGCAGUUCCUUCAUUUUGUAACCAGUUUGACUCCCAAGCGCCACACCAUGUUGCUCGGAUGGUGCCAUCCUUGACCCAGUCCAUGAGCUGUUCAGAUGUGGACAUGCUAAGUGCAAACUCUGAUGGACAACCAGAAACCAUUGAUCUGACAACACCCACCUCUAACCAGGGCACACCUUUUACUGAACCAGACUGCGCAACGAAAGAGCUCGUUUCUUCAAACAAUAUUUCUCCCAAACACAUGUCCCACCUCAUCUCUAAGGCUCAGUCUGGUUGUUCGCUCUCUCUAACACAGUCCCAAGCUCAGUCACUCUCUCAAACUCUCUCUCGCUCGCUUGAAAAAGGAGGAAAAGCGACAACUGAAGUUACAAAAAAGGAGGGGACAAUUUCAGAAGACACAAAGGCAGCUCUCAAAGCUGUCUUGCUCAAAUCAGCUCUUAGGCAAAAGGCACGAGAUGGAGUCUCUGCAGUGGUCGGUGUAGAUCUAGUCAGAGGAUCUGUUGGGGUUUUUUUCCCUUCCUCCAGCACCUCUGGUCCAGAGCAGAGAAAGCCAAUCACUGCCCAGGAGAGACAAAGAGAGCGGGAGGAAAAGCGAAGAAAGAGGCAGGAGCGCGCAGUGGAGCGAAAGAGGAAGCAAAAGGACAAGGAGAAAAAGGGAGGAAAACAAGCAGAAUCUUUGGGUGGGGUUGUGCUCAGUGAUAAUGACAAGAAGCUAUUAGAACGCUGGGGACGAAUGAUGGACAGCCGAGUAGACAAAUCACAGAUUCCUGAAAGCGGUGGUGGCAAAAUCAGUCAGAAAAAGACAGCCUCCUGUGAAAUCCAGCCAGCAACAGAGAAAACCCUUCACAAGCGGAGCUCAGACAAGGGAGAGUCAGUAACACAGACACAACCCAAUGAGGUGCAGGAUUUCAAGCAACCCCAAAUACUGCCUCAGGUGGGGGGGCAGUGUGUAAAGGCUAGCGCGUUCCAUCCACCUACUGCCAGCAAUACAGUCUCUUUAGGCCCAACUCCGAAUGGAGAUGUGAGAAUAGUUGGAGGAGGUGUUGGUGUGGUCGGGGGUGAAGUAGGUGUAGUCGAUGAAGGGGUGGUAACCACACCAUGUGCCUUUCCCAAAAACCACAUGCUAAAAUCCCACACACCGUUUCUAAGUAUUGGAACAAUGUUUGCUGGACUAGAGUACUGGAUAGGAACGCAGCCAAAUGUGGGGACAGUUCAGCACCAGCAACAAAUACCACAUCAAGCCCAGAAAAAUCUCCAACCUCUAGCUGAGCUCAAUAACCACACUCACACAGGCUUCCCUCAGCAGACUCAAGCUGUCACACACACCCAGUCCCAGUCGGGUCCACACCUUCAGUUGUUACAGAUGGAAAACUUCAUCACUAAGCAUUUAAACCACAGCGUGACUGCCAAAUCACUUCCUAAUCCAGACACUGUCAAUAGAACGCAAGCCUUUGACAAACUUCCCAGUAUAGGAGAACAACAAAAUGGCGCUCAUUUACAGAGCCCUUCAAAACGGCCUCAAGGGGUUACAGCUCAACCCUGCCUUAGCCUCACGGACACUGGCCAGCCAGCAAACAGCGUCCCUGAUAUUCAUACUGUUACACAGCAGCUCUCGAAAUCACAGGUUGAGGACAUUCUGCCCCCAGUUUUUUCAGUCACUCCCAAAGGCAGUGGAGCAGGAUAUGGUGUAGGCUUUGACCUGGAUGAACUUCUCAAUCAGUCUUUUACUGAGCUGCAGCCCUCUGAUCUCAGAGAAAGUCACAAUGACAUGGCCCCCCUCUCUGCAUCCCUGCUUUCUGAUUGGCUGGAGGUACACAGCAUGACGCCUGCUGACAUGGAGUCACUUCAACAAGAACUGCAGCUUGGAUCACCAAUGAUCCUUUCUGACAACUCGACACUUACUGAUACUUGAUUCUUCGUU
Messenger RNA from Triplophysa rosa, 3425 nucleotides. RefSeq names its product mitogen-activated protein kinase 7 (gene mapk7). Gene Ontology annotation, cellular component: cytoplasm; nucleus. The coding region runs from base 108 to 3416 and encodes 1102 amino acids. NCBI's taxonomy places the organism in Eukaryota, Metazoa, Chordata, Actinopteri, Cypriniformes, Nemacheilidae. Gene Ontology annotation, biological process: intracellular signal transduction; cell surface receptor signaling pathway; protein phosphorylation. The transcript has 7 exons. Gene Ontology annotation, molecular function: MAP kinase activity; ATP binding. The record is from RefSeq and is a predicted model, not a curated record.